AUGUUAGAGAAAGGUUAUGCAAAACAAAUUGAUAAGAAUACAGAAAGAUCUAGAAUAUGGUAUGUACCAAUUUUCGGAAUUUAUAAUAUUAAUAAGCCAAAUAAAGUCCGUGUGGUUUUUGAUUGUGCUGCAAAAACAAAUGGAAUAAGCUUAAAUGAUCAACUUGAUGCAGGUCCAGAUUUGCUUAGACCAUUGCCAGGAAUUUUAAUUAGAUUUAGGCAAUACGCAGUAGCAAUAAAAAGCGAUAUUUCAGAUAUGUUUUUAAGAGUUAAAAUUAUUGAACAUGACAAAGCGAUAAGAUAUUUAUAUCGAGGGAGAGAUAGACAUAGAGAACCCGAUGAAUUUGAAUGUACUUGCCUGAUUUUUGGUGCUGCAUCGUCACCAACAUCUGCCAUUUUUAUUAAAAAUAAAAACGCACAGAGAUAUGCGAAAUCUAAACCUCUUGCAGUUCAAGGUAUAAUCGAUGACAGUUACAUGGAUGAUUUAAUUUCAAGUCAAAAAUCAGACAGCACAGCGGUCGAAUUUAUUCAAGGUGUAAUAAAAAUUAAUUCUGAAGCAGGUUUCCAAAUGCACGGUUGGGCUAGCAACAAAUCCGAAGUAAUAAAUAAAGCUCUAAAUAUUGAAGAUUCGCCGAAAAGUGGUCAAACAUCUCUCGGAAAAACUGAAAAUGAAAGGGUUCUUGGAAUGUAUUGGGAUACGGAGACGGAUGAAUUAAAAUUUAACGUAAAACUUGCAAAAAUUCCUAUACAAAUUUUACGCGGACAAAGAAUACCAACGAAACGCGAAGUAUUAAGUGUAAUUAUGUCCAUUUACGAUCCUCUCGGCUUGAUAGCACCUUUCACGUUAAAAUCUAAAGUAUUAAUGCAGGCUAAUCAUCGAAGCGGAAUUCACUGGGACGAUAAAUUGAGAGAAGAAGAGUAUACUUCUUGGUUAAUUUGGCUAUCAGAAACCGAAAAAAUAAAACAUUGUAAAAUUAAUCGAUGUUACACUCCCUCAGGUACCAAUGAAGAAGCGCAGCUUCAUGUUUUUUGCGACGCAAGUAUGAUAGCUUUCGCAGCAGCGGCAUAUUUGCGCUUUGAAAAACAUGACGGAAAGGCGCAUGUUGCUUUAGUCAUGACAAAAAAUAGAACGGCAUCUUUGAAACGAGAAACUAUUCCGCGAUUAGAACUUCAAGCAGCAUUAUUAGGAGCUAGACUAGCAAAUUUUUUAAAAAAUGAACUUAGAAUUAAAAUUACUCGUCGCGUUUUUUGUUCGGAUUCAUCUACUGUAAUUCAGUGGAUUAGAUCAGAGCCCCGUGAACAUAAUAUAUUUGUUGCUAAUCGUUUAGGGGAAAUUGCUGAACUUACACAAAGCUCUGAAUGGAAAUGGGUACCGACUGCAGACAAUCCAGCGGACGAUGCUACGCGACUAGAAAAUGAUGCAUUGAGAUUAAAUAGUCGAUGGUUUAAUGGACCAAGUUUUUUAUCUCAAAAUGAAAAAACAUGGCCGGCAGAAAGUUUUCCAGAAGAAUUGCAAAAAUUAAAACACGGAGAGUCAAUAAAUAAACAGAGUAAAAUAGCCAUAUUAAAUCCAUAUGUAGAUAAAAAUCAAAUUUUACGAGCUAGUGGUCGAGUGACUUUAUUACUCGGAGAUUUUAAUAACGAACCUAUUAUUUUAAAUGGAAAACAUUCAGCGGUGAAGAAUUUAAUUACGCAUUUUCAUAGAAAAUAUUAUCAUAGCAGCUCCAAUACUGUAAUAAAUGAAUUACGUUAA
This is a messenger RNA of Phymastichus coffea, 1752 nucleotides long. RefSeq lists its product as uncharacterized. The transcript is spliced from 2 exons. The record is from RefSeq and is a predicted model, not a curated record. NCBI's taxonomy places the organism in Eukaryota, Metazoa, Arthropoda, Insecta, Hymenoptera, Eulophidae. Bases 1 to 1752 code for a protein of 583 amino acids. Gene Ontology annotation, molecular function: nucleic acid binding.